CUCGAUAGUGUAAAAUGUAUAAUAAACUGGAAAUUGCUGAUAAUGAACACUUUGAAGAUAAUGAAGCAUUAAAACGAAAAUCUAUUGAAGAAUUCACUAGAUUCAUAAAAAAUCAUUCUUUUAUUACACUUCAUUUUGAAAUUGAUGAAAAUUUUGCUCUUAUGUUUCUCCGAGCUCGGAGAUAUGUGAUGCCUAAAGUUAAGGAAUUGUAUGAACGAUCAUUUCUGUUUAUUAAGCAAAAUCCCGAUAUAUUUAUAAUAAAUCAAGAAUCGUUCGAUAAAUCAUUGGAACUAUAUGAUUCUGGUGCGAUUGUAGUAAUGAAAGAGAGAGAUGCAUUUGGCAGGAGAAUUUUUCUUUGUGCAACAAGAAAGCUUGAUACAUCUAAAUUUACAGUCGAUGACAUCUUAACACUUAUUAGUAUUAUUUUCUAUACUAUGCUGUCUGAAGAAGAAACCCAGAAAAAUGGAAUAGUUUUCAUCAAUGAUCUAACUGAAUUGAGCAUUAAUCAUUUGAAAUUAUUUCCUUACAAGAUGCUCAAAAACUUCUCAUCAUAUGUGAAUGUAAACGCGAUUCGAGUAAAGGAAAUUUAUGCUGUUGGAGUGCCAUCAAUUGCUGUCCAACUUUUUAAAGCAAUUCGAUUUGUUUUGGAUGAUAAAAAUAAGAACAGAUUAAAAGUGAUGAGUAAUGUAUCCAAAAUGUGGGAAGUUGUGGAUCAGAAUUUAAUGACAAAAGAGUAUGGCGGUAAAAGCUACAGUGAAUCACAAGCAUUAGCUGAUUUUAGAAAAAACAUAAUUGAGCAUAAACAGAAAAUAAUAGAACAAACAAAUAACAUAGAAAUUGAUAUGGAAAAGGCAAGAAAAUUUCAUAAAAUUAAGGCAAGAUCUAAAAAUAAAAAAGGUGGUGAUCAUUUACUGGAAUUCGAUUAAACUGUGCAGUUGUACAAAUAAAGUGACUGAAUUCAACUUUGAAAGUGAAAAUGGAAAUGAAUUUUUCAUCGUUGCAAAAAUCUUCUGAAAUUUAAUCCAUCUUCAUUCAUAACAGGCACAAUAAGUAAAUUAAUAUUUCAAAUGUCAUGCUUUAUGAAAUUGAAUGUUAUGCUUUUGGAAAGGCAGCAAUAAAAAAUUCUUUCAUCAAAAAAGUAAGGCAAGAGUAAAAAUUAUUUUUUUGGGAUCUUUAUAA
Chironomus riparius is the source of this 1179-nucleotide messenger RNA. The record is from the annotation of a GenBank genome assembly. NCBI's taxonomy places the organism in Eukaryota, Metazoa, Arthropoda, Insecta, Diptera, Chironomidae.